This is a messenger RNA of Cladophialophora psammophila CBS 110553, 735 nucleotides long. RefSeq lists its product as uncharacterized. The record is from RefSeq and is a predicted model, not a curated record. The transcript has a single exon. Lineage: Eukaryota; Fungi; Ascomycota; Eurotiomycetes; Chaetothyriales; Herpotrichiellaceae. Bases 1 to 735 code for a protein of 244 amino acids.
AUGACGGUCAAGUCGAGAUCUGCAAUUCCGCUAUUCGUGUUUUUGGCCAUUGCACUGUUUUUCCUGCCUUGCGCAACCCUCGUCUUCAUCUGCUUCCAUCGAAGAUACAGGAGGAAAAUAGAGGAGAAAUCGAGAGGUGAAGCUACAGACGCAGUCAUCGAGAGCAUGCCGAACUGGACAGUUCCUAUCGAGCUGGGCAACAUUCAAACACCACCGCCACCACCACCGGUGGCAAAGAUACUGCCCAUCCGCUCAAUGCAGACAAGAAAGAGCAGACAUCUCCCCACGAGGCACAGUGCCAUAGAAGGGAUGAAUACACUGUUCGAAAAACGCAGUACACCGAACACGACGGACGUUGCAGCUCGCAAGCCAACCAAGCCCAGCGAGAGACACAGUAUGCUAAUGCAGAACAUAGAGGAAUAUCUUGCAGCAGCAGAAAAAUCUCCUCAGAACCCGUUCGACGGCCCAGUCACGGCUCUGUCGAGCCCACUACACACCACCACUACGCACUACAGCCUCCAAGCGGCGCUGGUGACGGAACAAGGCCCCGCGGAGAUUCAAGUGCGGCGGGCCGGGGAAAGAUCAGCAGUCUCCAUAAGAGAUGCGCCGAGGGUGAAAAGCCAGAUCACGAAGCCCGAGCAUGCUACGGCGGCGGCGUCUCCCUCUCCGCGUGUACCGAGUGUCGACGAGGCCUGUGAUGGUCCUCCGAGACAGGUGCCUAAGGCGUGGAUGUGA